Molecule: messenger RNA, 1805 nt
Organism: Erpetoichthys calabaricus (reedfish)
Lineage: Eukaryota; Metazoa; Chordata; Cladistia; Polypteriformes; Polypteridae
Gene: il1rl1
Product: interleukin 1 receptor-like 1
Exons: 9
Coding region: 81-1292 (403 amino acids)
Biological process (GO): signal transduction
Source: RefSeq, a predicted model, not a curated record
GGGCCUUUCACUUAAUUCCCUCUUUACUUUUUUGAUUUCACAGGAAUAAUUUUGAAUUAACUGUAUAUAAAAAGGACAUUAUGAAUGAAGCACUGCUAUUUACUCGCAAAUUAAUUUUACCAACUUCACAAAUUACUUGUCCUGGUGAACUGCCUGAUGUAAAUGUGACCUGGUAUAAGUGGCCAAAGGACACUACAGUUUUGAAUGGAAAUAAGACUUUUGAGAAGUUGCCAGAGAAGGGACCAAAGCUUUACUUCCACUCCCCUAACCCUUCAAAUGAAUCACUUUACACUUGUAUCAAGAGUGGAGUGCAUUAUGGGAAACCAUUUCAGCUGUCUGGAAUAGUACGGACUGUUUUAACAGUUCCAUCUGCUUCAUUGCCCCCAAUAAUUAAGAGUCCAAACAAUGAGACUGUGGAGGUAGAUCUUGGUUCUCCUAAAAACAUUGUGUGCACAGUUUUCUUUGGAUUUAACUCAAAGGAUAUAAGCAAUAUACAGUGGAAAUUAAAUGGGACCACUUUGAAAAACCAGGACGAUUAUAUUUUACACAAGCAGAGUGGUGAAGAAGAAAAUAUGACCAUUCACCGGUUAACUUUGAGCAUCAAGAAAGUGACAGAAAAGCAUUUUAAUACUUACAGAUGUUUUGCUGCGAAUAGUGAGGAGUGGGUGCAAAGCUUCAUAACCUUAAAACCAAGAGAGGGAAGCAAGGCUCACUUUGUGGUAACAUUUUUUGGGGUUGCCACAUUAGUAAUGCUCUGUGCAGCAGUUUUGAUAAAGUAUUUCAUGAUUGACAUUGCACUGUUCUUUCGGAGUUUGUUUAAAUCACGCUCACAUCAGCAUGAUGGAAAAAUAUACGAUGCUUAUAUAACAUAUGCUGCUGAAAAUCUACAAGAAUCUUUCAAGAAAACAGUUAACAGAUUUGUGCAUGAAGAUUUGAUAAAUGUAUUAGAGAAGACAUAUGGCUAUAAGCUUUUCAUUUCUGGAAGGGAUGAUCUACCAGGAAAUGAUUAUGCAGAAGAUAUUGGAAGAAACCUACAGAUCAGCAGAUGCCUCCUUAUUAUUUUAACACCUUCAGAUUGUACAAAUGUCUAUGCUCAGCAAGUGGGAUUGUUUAAUGCUCUUCUUAAAGACAGUAUGAGGGUAAUACUAAUUGAGAUGGAAGGGUUGAGCGGCUAUGGAGAGCUCCCUGAAUCUCUGAACCACAUUAUCCAAAAAAGGAAACCUUUAAAGUGGAAGCAAAAACAAUCAGCAAACUCAAGGUUCUGGAAACAUCUUAGAUACCAAAUGCCCUAAACUCAAAACAAGGGUGGGAGAUCUCAAAAUGAGUCUGUAAAUUGUGCAAGCUUUUGAAAUGUAAUGUACUUUGUUUUCAUUUUUUUGAGGAAGAAUUCUUUUAGGUUUGAUUUGAUUUCUUAAAGUGAACUUCAUAGCCCUUUGAUCCUGAGCUGAGCUAGUUUCUCUAUGGAGUAUACAGUAUAUGUUCAUUUUAUGUUUGUGCGGAGUCCUCCACCACUUCCUAAAGAUGUGUUGUCAAAUCAGUUAUCAGGUUCAAAGUCUCCAUUAUACUUGUGUGUUUCUACAUAUGUGUGCCAUGAUAGACUUCCAUGCCUCUCAGGGUUGUCCUAACAGCUGUCAUGGCAGAAAUAAUUGUUGACUUCUGGUCACCUGCACAAGAAGAAAUGAGCUUGUGAAUGGAUGGAGGCAUGGAUAGCAGGCACACUUGUCUUCAUAAAGGUUUUGGCAGAAAGAAUUUCAAUCAGCGCUCUGUGUUCUUAGUUUGUCAGCAUACAUUUUUCUUGUCAUUAG